This is a messenger RNA of Perognathus longimembris pacificus (Pacific pocket mouse), 1054 nucleotides long. It is a transcript of the gene Dck, whose product is annotated as deoxycytidine kinase. Gene Ontology annotation, biological process: nucleobase-containing compound metabolic process. The coding region runs from base 37 to 831 and encodes 264 amino acids. Gene Ontology annotation, cellular component: cytoplasm; mitochondrion. The record is from RefSeq and is a predicted model, not a curated record. The transcript has 8 exons. Gene Ontology annotation, molecular function: deoxycytidine kinase activity; ATP binding. NCBI's taxonomy places the organism in Eukaryota, Metazoa, Chordata, Mammalia, Rodentia, Heteromyidae.
AGCAGUCCGUCCCGGCGAGCUCCCGCCGCGCGAGCCAUGGCCACCCCGCCCAAGAGGCCCUGCGCGUCCCCCGCCGCCGGCUCCGAGGGCGCCCGCGUCAAGAAAGUCUCCAUCGAGGGCAACAUCGCUGCAGGGAAGUCCACAUUUGUGAAUAUCCUGAAGCAAGUGUGCGAGGACUGGGAAGUGGUUCCGGAACCUGUGGCCCGCUGGUGCAAUGUCCAGAGUACCCAGGAUGAGUUUGAGGAACUGACAACGUCUCAGAAAAGUGGUGGGAAUGUUCUUCAGAUGAUGUAUGAGAAACCUGAGCGAUGGUCCUUCACCUUCCAAUCCUAUGCCUGUCUCAGUCGGAUACGAGCUCAGCUUGCCUCUCUCAACGGCAAGCUCAAAGAUGCAGAGAAACCUGUGUUAUUUUUUGAACGAUCUGUGUAUAGUGACAGAUUUUCUUUCAGGUAUAUUUUUGCAUCUAAUUUGUAUGAAUCUGACUGCAUGAAUGAAACAGAAUGGACAAUUUAUCAAGACUGGCAUGACUGGAUGAAUAAUCAAUUUGGCCAAAGCCUUGAACUGGAUGGAAUCAUUUAUCUUCGAGCUACUCCAGAGAAAUGCCUGAAUAGAAUCUAUUUACGAGGAAGAAAUGAAGAGCAAGGCAUUCCUCUUGAAUAUUUGGAGAAACUUCACUACAAACAUGAAAGCUGGCUCCGGCAUAGAACUCUGAAAACCAACUUUGAUUAUCUACAAGAGGUGCCUGUCUUAACACUGGAUGUUAAUGAAGACUUUAAAGAUAAUCAUGAAAGUCUGGUUGAAAAGGUCAAAGAAUUUUUGAGUACUUUGUGAAGCCGUUGAAGACUACAGACAACCCAAUGUUUCCAUAUCUUUCAGCCUUGUGUUUCUUCGAAGCUCGGUAUCCAUACAAAGGUCUUUAAAAGACUUGGAUUUCUAACUGCUUUUGUUCUGGGGUUUUGUUUGUUUUGUUAGGUUUCUUCAUGAAUCCUGUGUAAAACUUUAUAAACUAGUUUCCCUCCCUUCUUCCUUCCUUCAUUCCUUCCCUUCUUUGGUU